This is a messenger RNA of Durusdinium trenchii, 2588 nucleotides long. NCBI's taxonomy places the organism in Eukaryota, Dinophyceae, Suessiales, Symbiodiniaceae. The record is from the annotation of a GenBank genome assembly.
AUGUGGCUACACUCGAGCGUGGUUGCCGGCAGCGUGGUCUUUCUGUCAAAGGUGGCCGCCAACAGUUGUUACAUCGACUUUGCCUUUUCGAAGCCUACUGGCCCCCCCGACGAUACCCUUCAGAGUCCUGAGCCGAAGAUGGUGAAGGACCUUGGGGUUGAUGGCAAGGUUGAAGCAGGUCUGGAUGGUGAGUUCUGCGACUGUGGAGUGGAAGAACCGAGGCCUCUAGGACUCCGUGUGGUGCUUCUACCAGAGUGGCAAAGUGGUUCAAGUUCGUCAAAGGAACCGAUCCACACACAACAAGCUCCUCAGCCAAAGAAAGCGAAGAAGGAGCCAAGGGAGCAAGCAAAAGAGGAUGCGACAAAAUCAAUGGACAAGGUGCAGUCAUCAGAAGUUACUCGCCGCGAGCGCUUGCGGCAAGUGGAGGCGGAAGUGGAGCGGUAUCGUCAGCAGCUUGAAAAAGCUUGUGAGCAGCCUGAGGUUCUCCAGAUGAAGUGCGACAGGAGGCGCAUGGAGCUCUUAGAGGCUGCAGCUCAUCAGGAAUCCUGGAGCGAAAGAACGCACGAAUCAGCAGAGUCGGGAGGUGACACUGUGAGCACAGGCGGCCCAGAGGAAGCAGCACAAGCCAUGGAAGACAAACCAAGAGAGGAUGCUAAGUCAGGGAAGGAAAAGGAAGAGGUGACGGUGAGAGCCCUCCCCAAAGAUGCCAAGGAUUCAAAGAAGGAGGACAGAUCCAAGGUAAAGCAGAAAGUGCAAGAAAAGGAGAAGGAUAAAGACAAAGACAAAGAUAAAGACAGAGAGAAAGAUAAGGAAAAGGGUAAGGAGAUGGAGAAGGAACGAAACAAAGAAAAGGAUGGAGAAAAGGACAAGGAAAGGGAGAAAGAAAAGGUGGCCGACAAGGAGAAAGAAAAGGAGAAGGGAAAGGAGGGUAAGGACAAGACGGAGAAGACCAAGGAUAAAGAGUCAAAAGAGAAAGAAAAGGAAAAAGAGAGGGACAAAAAGGCCAAGGACGAGAAGGACAAAGACAAAGAUAAAGGAAGAGCUAAGGACGAGAAGGAGAAGGAGCGCAGGAAGAGGAGUCGUGAUCGUGAUCGCAGUUCCUCGCAGAGGAAAAGGAAAGCAAGCCCUGGGCGUGCACAGAAGAAGCGGUGGCCCUGCAUUUGUGUGGUACGCCAGUUGCACCUUUGCUGUACCCAAGCCAGAAGUGGCUCGAAUCAAGGAAUGACGAGAUUUACCAGUACGCAGAAGACGCACCUGAUGGACACAUUACCCACUACAGCGUCAAGACGUAUGGAGGGCGCGAGGGAUCGGAGAGAGCAACCUUUUCAAAGGAAUUGCUUUUCAGACGACAAAGGUAAGAGCUGGCUCGAAGCAAGCUGCAGAGGAUAAAGAAGGACGUACUGAAAUUCCGCGACGAGUGCUAUGAAAAGGUUCACUACCAAAUCCGAAAGCGGGCAAAACGGCCCAGACGCAGUGUCAAUGACAACUUACAGCUGACGCUGGCUGGAAUGAGGCACAAUGUAGGCUGGCACUUUGGGCAUCGAAGGAAUACACAUCUACAAACAUUGGUUUCAUAUGGUUUCAUUAUGUUGGAAGCCAUCGCUACUAGGUUGGAGGCCAUCGCUAUUAGGUUUCUUUAUUUUCUGUAUGUUCCUCAUGUUUUUGGUUGCUCUUGUUGCGGCAGUUCCACGAACAUGGACCCUUUUGACGUGAUCGCCAAAGAACAUUUUCACACCAGAAUCUGUUCUGAGGGUGCAGGCUGUCGGUGGUGAAGGUGGAACGAAACGACAGGUAGAAGAUGCAUGCGGCAGAUUUGCACAAUAUGAUAUGAACCAGUAGUGUUGCAAAAUGUUGCAAAGUCAUGCCUAUUACUGUAACAGCAUGAACAAUGUAUAACUGUAUAUGCACAUAUAUUUUCGGAGGGCUGGCCACUGUGAGCGCGCAGUUGUUGACUUCUCUUCACAGCUCGUGAUGAAUUGCUUGUUCUCCAAAACUAUUUGUGGCAUUUUGUUCAAUGCAAAGUUAGGAUGGUGAAUGCAAUCAUUUGUUGCUGAAUCAAGAUCGAUGCGAGACACGUUUAUUUUCGUUUAUAUAGCUUAUAUGUAGAUUUUUUGGAGAUGCAGGUGUGGAGGAAAGGGAACAGAUGGCAGGGAACAGGCAUGUUUUCGGUUUCGGCGUAGCCCUUUCGAAGCCCUUCCUGUUCUCAGUUUGCUUUCUCCGUGCGUCAGUAGUUUUUUGAGUUUCUUUCCUCAGCUCUUGCAAAGUCCUAUGAAAUGGCUCUUACUGAACAUUUAGAAGGCCAAUAAGAAGGAGAAAGGAAGGCUACACAGCCAUUGAGAAUAUAAAGGUGGCGAGAGUCUAGCCGUCAGUAGGUUGAUAGAUAGGACAGGUCUAGAAUCCGGUGCUGUAAAGUGGCACCAGGGUCGUGACCUGCCUUUCAUGUGCGUUGGGAAGUCUAGUGCACGAUGAAGCAUACCUCAAUCGCGAAUUCGCUUUGUGCCUUUGGAUGGUUCUCUUCAGACAUCCUCCAAAGUUCAGCAGAAAGGCGACAUUUCUUCGCCCAAAUUGCCAAAUUGAAAGCGAGCAGG